AUGAUUACACUUACAAGCACAGAGGUGAACUACUUGGUGUAUAGGUAUCUUAUAGAGGAGGGAUACACGCACGCUGCAUAUGUUUUUGGGCACGAAACAAUGAUAGAAGACAAUCCAGCAGUUCCGCUUUUGCAAAAGGACGCGCUAAAGAACUACAUAAUAAAAGGGAUUGAAAUGGAAUACGUCGAGAAACACUCGAAUAUGGGCACGGGGAUACAAAAGUGCACGUCAAAGUACAGCAUAUCCACGCCGCACAUGUGCAUAGAGCAGGAAAUAGAGAUACACCCGCUCUAUUUGGAGACGCAGGAGAGCGACGUGAGCUUGUGCGCGUGGGCUGCGAAUGGGGAGGUGGUGACCGGAAGCCAAAACUGUCUGCUGCGGCACUGGAGCCUGCCUGCAAUGAAAAACGAGUGGAAGCUGGGGGUAAAUCAGAAUAACGCCCACGGGAUCACGGGCGUGGCAAUUGAGUCGGACUCGCCGUUUGGCGGCACCAAAGGAGGAACGACAGUGGUGGGGACAACGCACAACGGAGACUUGUUUGUUUCAAAGGGCGAGGCUGAGUGGAAGUCGCAGCAGGGGCACCGAGGCCCCAUUGUCGCGGUUUCCUUGAAGGGCGAGGAGCUGCUGACUGGCGGUUGGGACGGCCUGUGCAAAAAAUGGAACAUAGAAAACAACUCACUUGUAGAUACAAAGGCGUGGACACUCCACAGCGGCCCCAUCAUGGACAUUCUGUCGCUAGACAGGGGAGUUGUGACGUGCAGCGCAGACGGCACGCUUGCGUGCAUAGACAGGAGUAAAAGCGACUUCCCAGUUGUGAAAAUGGAGGCGCAUGAAGGAGAGAUAAACUCCAUUGUAAGCAUGCAGGAGCGAAUUAUUUCGUGCUCGGACGACAAAAGCAUAAAAAUAUGGAAGUUCAACCAAAAGGACCCGCUAGCAGUUCUGAGCGGGCACACGCAGGAAGUCUAUGCCAUCGCCAGCGCAAGCAGCGUGUUUGCAUCUGGGUCUUUUGACGCCACUGUGGGGCUGUGGUCCCCUGAGAGAAGCGAGCCCCUCUGUUUUCUGGUUGGCCACGAGAAGCCCAUCUACACAGUGGACUUUUCGCAGGACGGAAGCCUGCUUGCGUCUGGAGGCCUCGACCCCAUAGUCAAGCUGUGGGACAUCCGGUCAAACGAACUUGUUAAGGAAUUCGACAUUGGUGCAGCAAUAUAUCAGAUUGAGUUCUCGCCCAUCAGCAAUACUUUGCUGGUGUGCAGCUCAGACACGCGCCCAAUCGUCCUUGAUAUUCGAAAAUAA
Messenger RNA from Nematocida major, 1293 nucleotides. RefSeq names its product transducin (beta)-like 1. Bases 1 to 1293 code for a protein of 430 amino acids. Gene Ontology annotation, molecular function: protein binding; transcription corepressor activity. Lineage: Eukaryota; Fungi; Microsporidia. Gene Ontology annotation, biological process: regulation of transcription by RNA polymerase II. Gene Ontology annotation, cellular component: histone deacetylase complex. The record is from RefSeq and is a predicted model, not a curated record. The transcript has a single exon.